Molecule: messenger RNA, 5618 nt
Organism: Liolophura sinensis
Lineage: Eukaryota; Metazoa; Mollusca; Polyplacophora; Chitonida; Chitonidae
Product: paladin-like
Exons: 23
Coding region: 323-2956 (877 amino acids)
Source: RefSeq, a predicted model, not a curated record
CUCGAGAUGUAAUCGUAAAUGAAUGAUAAUCUGCUGUGUAGCAAAUUUUGUUUCAACAAUUAGGAAAUAUAAUGAAGACAUAAAUAACACGAAAGUUUCUAAAAGUAUACAGUUCUUCCGGAUCAACCUGUAGCUUUCACUCGGAGGUAACUGUGAAAUUCAGAAGCAGUAAUGGGAGACUACUCUUAUUUCACGGAUAGAGAGAGGACACACCUGAGGGAGGGAGCUGCAUCUUGGUGUGUGGAAGUGGCAUCAGGUGUACCAACUCCAGUGACACUCAUCAAUGGCUGUAGGAUAACCUGUGUCAAGGUACUGUUGUAAGAUGGGUUCAGGGGCCAGCUCCAGCAGCCCCCCAAUGAGCCCCGAUGGGUCCUUAGAGAGCAGCCCAAAAAGCCUUAAGGGGAGUACAUCCCACAGACAGUCAGACAACAAGAGAACAAAGCAAGAGGGUAACGGAGAAGAGAACAAAUCAUGUGUGGUGAGAACAAACCGUGUGGCACCAGUGAUCAUCAAGAACUGUAAGGAGGAGUUCCAGAACAUAGUGGAUCUGAAGGAGCCUAUCGUUAUGGGUAGUCUGGCUGUGGGCAUGAAGGAACACCCUCUCUUAAAGGGUAAAUACUUCCUUGUGAAGGACAGAAGUACCUGUGUUGACAAACUAAACACCUUGAAGAAGUUUCAGGCCCCCAAUGUUCGCCAGGCUAAGGGUUUUUCAGUACUGGGUAUGGGCCAGCCUUCACAGGAUGGCUUACUCUAUGUCAUCUGCAGUCUGCUGGAGGAUCGUCAGUCUGACAUUCUGGUGUUCAACCUGCGUGAGGAACCAGUAUUUCUUGUUCCUGAUGGCUCAGACAUGGUGUCCUACUCUCUAAGGGAUUCGGACAAUCUGCAAGAUUAUGUGCUCUCUGGCAAAACCCCUCAUGAGGCUGCUGAACAGGAAAUCAGUCUGAGAAAAAUGAUUAUAGACUUGGCAACUGUGAAUGAUGAGAACAAGUUUUACUUCUAUAACAACCUUGAGGAUCUGUCAAAUGAGCCGCAUGUGUUACCUGUCCAGUAUGAGGAUUACCUGUUGGUGUCAGAGGAAAUCUAUCAGAGACCUUGCUUCAACAAUGAACGGAUCAGGUACCAGAGGAUGUGUUUUCCUGCAGACGGUGCACCCUCCACAGAAGAUGUAGAUGCCUUUAUCAGUGUUUUCCGGGAAGUUCCGGAGUUCUUUCUGUGCAAGGAUAGUUCAAACCCAGCUUUGAUCUUCACAUGUCAUUCAGGAAUAGGGAGGAGCCAUGUUGGCAUGGUGAUGGGUUGUCUUAUGUUGGCACAUAUGUCAGGAUUUCCUCCAGAAACAAACAAGAAGGGGCCUUCCAUCAGUGAAAUGAAUCCAAACUUUGAGAGGGGAGAAUUUAUGGCUAUUUGUCAGUUGGUGCAAGCUUUACCUAAUGGGCUACUCAUUAAAAAUCAGGUUGACCUUGCUGUAGAUUCAUGUGCCGAGUUGUUGAAUCUGAGAACAAUCAUAGCAGAAACAAAAGCCAGCUUGGAGGGUAUAACAGAUGACUAUAUUGUUGAUGGUCAUAGUGCUAAAGGAUACCUGCUGGAUAAAUGCUGUCAGUACUUGGAUAGGUACUUUUUCCUGAUUUGCUUUAAUGCCUACCUCAGAGAGCAAUUUCAUGUGAUGUUUUGUUCGAGUUUCACAUCCUGGUUACACCACCACCCUGAGUUAAUACGCAUCAGGAGUCACCUAGACAGGACAGAGUGGAAGACACCUGUUGGUCUGAUCAGCUCAGGAGUGAGGUAUCUGGUAUCCGAUGAUUACAUAGGCUUAGAUGUCCUCAGCUCACAAAUGGAUGUACAAGUGUCCAACUUCCGUAAAGUCACAGGCCUACCUGUUUAUGGCAUGGCUCAGCCUAACAGAAAUGGCUUGUGUAAGGUGGUGAGUCACCUGUUAAGUAAGAAGCAGGGUCACCCUGUUGUAGUGCUGGUGAACCUGAGGGAUGAUGUGGUUGUUGACUGUGAUACAGAGACCUUCAGCGUGAGGGAUUCGACAGACUUGGAGGAGCCUGUCAUCAUGCAUGGUGUCACCAGGAAAGAUAUUGAGGAAAAAGAAGAAAAACUGAAAGAGGAAAUAGAGAAGAAGAACACUUUAUCGGUUUACAGGGAUAUUUCAAACCUGCCAGAGACAUUGCAGAUUGGCAGUAUACUAACCAGUAAAGACAUGGUGGAGCAACAAAAACUGCUGACCCCAGAAAUGCUGUAUUACAGAGUACCAAUGGAUGGGGAGAAGGCGCCGGAUGAACAGACGUUUGACCAGCUGAUGGACAUAAUGAAUGGGCUGAGGGAGGUGCACACAGAUGAGGAUGGGCCAGCUGUGGUGUUCUACUGUCGCACUGGGAAGAGCAGAACCACUACCGCCAUGGCACUCGCAGGGCUCAUUAUGUGUCACAAAAAGGGUUUUCCUUAUGGAGCAAAACUAGGAGAGCAGGAAAGAGUGUCGUGUCCGAAUGCUCAGUACACAAAAGGAGACUUCAUUGUGGUUCAGAAGUUGGUUCAUUUGCUGCCCAAUGGUCAUCAGGUCAAGCGAGAAGUGGACUUUAUCCUGGACAAGUGUUUUGAGACCAUGACCCCCAUGCAUUUCCACAUGAGAGAAGUCAUCUUUGUGACUUACAAUAAAAUGAAGAAAGCCAAGACUGAAGAGGAGAGGAAGCGCUUAAAGUGGAGGAGUCUGGACUAUCUGGAGCGGUAUAUAUACAUGAUUCUGUUCAAUGCCUACCUUCAUGCUGAGAGGUGGACCAGGUGGAAAAAACGCUUUAGUCAGUGGAUGAAACAGGUGGCCUCUAAAGCUGGAGUGUAUAAGAUACUGGAUAACCUGGCCUUCUAUGACUUCUCCCCUGUGCCUUGUGAGCUGAAGUCCAUGGCGGCACGCUGGUCAAACCGCAGACCCCAUGCUGCUGUCAGAGGAGUGUUCUCAUGAUCUGCUGCAUGUGUGUUGGUGGCCCAAAAUGUCACAGUGUUUGAUCUCAUGAUCUGCUACACAUGUACUGCAGGCCCAAAUUGUCAGUGUUUUAUAUCAUGAUCUGUUACACCUGUACUGCAGGCCCAAAAUGUCACAGUAUUUUAUAUCAUGAUUUGCUACACCUGCACUGCAGGGCCAAAAUGUCACAGUGUUUGAUAUCAUGAUCUGCUACACCUGCACUGCAGGCCCAAAAUGUCAGUGUUUUAUAUCAUGAUCUGCUACACUUGCACUGUAGGCCCAGAUUUUCACAGACUUUUAUAUCAUGAUCUGCUACACCUGCACUGCAGGCUCAAAACGUCACAAUGUCUUACAUCAUGAUCUGCUACACUUGCACUGUAGGUCCAAAUUGACACAUUGUUUUGUAUCACAAUCUGCUACACCUGCACUGAAGGCACAGAUCAUCGCAGUGUUUUGUAUCAUGAUGUACUACUUGUGUGUCAGACACCCAAACCGUCACAUUGUUUUAUAUGAUGAUCUGCUACACUUGCACUAGAAGCUCAAAUUUUCACAGUGGUUUAGACUCUGACAGCCACAUGAGUCCUCAUGUUUUAUUUCGUGAUCUGCUACACUUGCACUGCAGGCCCAGAUUGUCACAUUGUUUUAGACACUGACAGCCACAUGAAUCCUCAUCUACCUGUAACUCCUCUGUAUGAAGGAGGAAUUGUAGCAGAUGUCAUGGUCAUGUUUUUAGAUUAAGGUAUUACAUACAUCUGUGUAUUAUAUGAAGGGUCUUGCGAUAAUCAGCUUGGACUGCCCAUGUAUGGUUUAUGAGUGGUAUACGAAUGGUGCACUUAGAUUCAGAACUGUUCUCAUUGUUUCUUAGCUGUUGAACUUCUGGUCAGUGAUCUCUUGACAAUCAUUAUGUUGCAUGGAGAUGUGGAUAAAUGUGAGCUGACUUUGUUGGCUGCAGUAUAUGAAUAACAGUUAUCAUGUACAUGUAUCACAGUAUUGCACGAACAGUUUUUCCAGGUGUAUAAAGAUCCUUGUACAAACUGUAUAUAGUUGUCACAGAUCUAAUUUUCAAAGUUGUUGAGCGGAGAUGCCUUUUUUACCCCAUGUGAAUUCUAUUCAGGCUGUGUAUUGUUUUCAAACGUGUGUUUACACUUUUUGGCACACAUCCGAAAACAAUGGGAUUAAUGGGAGAUAUGGCUAGAUACUCAAUAGGUCCAAAUAGAGGAAACCUAAAAGAUGACUUAGACUUGGGCCACUUUGUUAAAGGUAGGAAGGAGUUUUACAAGUUUCUGAUUGUUUCAUCCCUGCAAUAUGGCGCAGUCAGUAUGAAGUAUCAUAAUAUUGAAACGUUACAGUUGGACGUCCAUUAUGACCCCUGUUUUUAUAUGUCUGUUUAUUAACAGGAUUGGUGUAAACCCCAUACUGAAGAAGCUCUCUCUUACACGAUAGCCGUCACGGUCCGCCUAACAUUAUGAUCAAGUAACUGCCAUGAUAACAUUUAUACAGUUCUGGUUGCCAUGGUAUUUAUAUUCAUGUAACACUAAAGGGCGUCGCGCAAGCGGGCCAAGAUUUGUAAGUAGAAUAUUUACUGAAUAUGUUGCAAACCUUUCAACUUGGUAGCAGCAAGAGGGAGGACAAAGCUUUAGCAUAAUGUGCCAGCAAAGUCUCCCUCUUUGAUAUUAGCAUUAAGCAUGCUUGUCAGAAAGUCUGCAUGGCUUGGUGUAAACAUUGUUUAUUACAGGGACCAAUUCAUGGUCAUUACGUUUUCCAUGGUCGUGGUCAUUUUUGCAAAACAGAAUUCAACAUGUGUCGACCAUGGAUAAACAAUUUCAGAUUUGUUAUUUAUGCCAUACAUAUUCAUCAGUUGCCUUAUAUAAAUUUAAUUUGUUAUCUUGCAAAGGCUUCCUUGAUUUUGACAGUCUACAUAAUUAUCAUUUCAUGUUUUUACUUCUGUUUAUGUGAACUCAGAGAUUUCAUUUAGAACUUUUUCGAGCUUCCUGACUGCAAAGUGUUGGAGGAAACAAAAAAUAAUUACAUCUGCUAACAGUGUGAAAAUGGUGAUUUCAGUUUGUUUCAGAUUUCAAUUAUAUUUCACCUGACUGGAAGUCAGUAUUCCAUGUCCAUUUCACUUGUCUAGCAUUGCUGCAUUAUAUAACUGUAUUAUGUAGGAAUGUUAUCAUUUUAGAUUUUCCAAACUAGAUGUUUUCUUUCAUACAAAAUUACUUUGUUUGUGCAAGAUUGCUUUGAGUUCCUUGUAUUUUUUUAUCGAUGGUGAAGAAGAAUCUCAUAGUUUCAUGGCAGCUAAGUUAGGUGAUUUUUCAAGUCAGCAUCCACAUUCUGGAAGAAUGUCCUUAAUGCCUGUAUCAUGUGUUUGAGAUCUGAGAUUAAACAAAGUCCAUUGUGAGAGUUGCUUAUAUACAUAGUUUUAUGAUGUGCAUAGUGCCCAAUGUUAUUUUUAUUCUUUAAUUGAAACGUUGUAGACAAAAUCUAGUCAUUGAAGGUUGAUUAUUUUCACAACCCGUCAUGCAUAUUCACAACUUACAUAUAUUUCCUAUGAAACUUACUUUAUAUAUAUAUAUAUUUGUGCUUGUUCAUAGGUUUAAUAUACUGUGAUAUGGAGUUCAAUUCAGAAUGUUUGAUACAACUCUUUCUUGUCAUGACUAUGUAA